CUUUGCAAGAAUGGCAUCUAAAAACUAUCAACCAGUGGGGAGAGAUAGCCACUCCACAAUAAAAGUAAAAGACUACCUAUAUAUGUGGGGUGGGGCCGGGUCUGGAGUACACUAUGAUGUGAUGGAGGUGUAUCACUUACCAACUGGUGCUUGGGACCAGAAACCUACUACUGGUACCCCACCACCAGGUACCCGGGGCUACUCAUCAGUUGCAAUUGGGAAGGACAUAUAUUAUUUUGGUGGAUAUAGUGGUGGUUAUCAAAACGACUUACACUGUUUCAAUGUGAAUUCAUUUAAAUGGAGGGAACUCUCUCCUAGUCCUGAUCACCAUCCAAUGAUGAAGUACUACUGUGGAAUGGUAUCAGCUCAUUUUGGCGGUGAAGACUAUCUUAUAUUAAUUGGAGGAAGUGGAUCAUAUUCCAUCAAUACUCCAAAGCAACCUGAUGCUCAGUAUUCAGCUAGUGGUAGAUGUAAUGAAAUACAUUAUUACAGGAUUUCAUCAGAUCAAUGGAUAUCUCCUGUUGUUACUGGGGACAGACCACCUCCUAUUAGUAACUUCACUCUAACACCAGUUACUAAUAGCACUGCAGUAAUGUUCGGAGGCCUUACUGAUAAUGGAGUCAGUAAUAAAUUGUAUAUGAUAAGUUUCACUAAAACAUCAGUGGAUAUAUUAGAAGUACCUAAUCCUGGAGGAUUAGUACGAUGGCCUAAGGGAAGAUAUGCUCAUUCCAGUGUACUGAUUACCACUAGUUUAGGACCACACUUACUAGUGGUGGGUGGAUCAAUUACCUACGAUGUAUGGUUAAUGGACAUCAACAAAAGAAAAUGGAAAAAACUGAUUAAUCUACCAGUCAAUGUCACUAAGAGAUACUGGCAUUCUCUCUCAGUGUGGAGUGUGACCCCAACUACUAACUGGAUAAUUGAGUUUGGAGGAGGUACAUCAUGCAAUGAUACAGCAGUUUUUGAACUCAGUAAGUACAUGUAG
Messenger RNA from Amphimedon queenslandica, 985 nucleotides. RefSeq names its product kelch domain-containing protein 2-like. The record is from RefSeq and is a predicted model, not a curated record. The coding region runs from base 11 to 985 and encodes 324 amino acids. Gene Ontology annotation, molecular function: protein binding. The transcript has 5 exons. Lineage: Eukaryota; Metazoa; Porifera; Demospongiae; Haplosclerida; Niphatidae.